CUGGCUGUGCACGUGUGUUUGCUGAGCUGUUCCCCAGACCUCGGUUUGCAGGCGCGAUGCGUCUGGGAGCCCUGAAUUGAGGUCAUGGCUCUGGCUGGUUCGGGCUGCGUGUGGCUCUGGGCUGACUCUCAGGCCACAGAGCCUCUGGCAAAGAUGAAGAAAUGGGAUAGCUCAGACUCGGGGGAGUCUGAGGACCCACCCCAAGAGGCCAACUGCCCGGACCCCCAGGCUGGCAACUCUAACUCCAAGCCACCUCCAACCGAGCCCCAAGUCUUCAUGGCCAAGAGCCGCCCCCGGCUCUUUGGGAAGGAUGAUUCGGAGGAGGCUUCCCAUAUAGAUUGCUCUUACGAGGAAAGUGAGCUUGCCUCCUGUCCAGCCAUUACAGUUAGCCCUGCUGUCGUCAUCCGGAAGCCUGGAGAUGGCCCCACCUGUGCCAGGACUGAGGCUGGAGGGGAUGGGUUCUGCACAGAGCCCCCGCAGAGCUGGGCCCAGCCCCCAGAUGCUGGCUGCCCGCAGGCCCAGAUCACUAAUCGCCACGACAUGCUCUUGGUGGAGCCACUGAACCGACUCCUGCAGGACAAGUGGGACAGAUUUGUCAAGCGGAUCUUCUACUUCAACUUCUUCAUCUACUGCCUGUAUAUGAUCAUCUUCACCAUGGCUGCCUACCACAGGCCUGUGAUUGGCUUGCCUCCCUUUAAGGUGAACAAGACUGAAGACUAUUUCCGAGUCAUUGGAGAGAUUCUGUCUGUAUCAGGGGGAGUCUACUUUUUCUUUCGAGGGAUUCAGUAUUUCCUGCAGAGGCGGCCGUCAAUGAAGACCUUGUUUGUGGACAGCUACAGUGAGAUGCUUUUCUUUGUGCAGUCCAUAUUCAUGCUGGGGACUGUGGUGUUGUACUUCAGCCACCGCAAGGAGUAUGUGGCCUCCAUGGUGUUCUCCCUGGCCAUGGGCUGGACCAACAUGCUCUACUACACCCGUGGCUUCCAGCAGAUGGGCAUCUAUGCUGUCAUGAUCGAGAAGAUGAUCCUGAGAGACCUGUGUCGUUUCAUGUUUGUCUACCUUGUUUUCUUGUUCGGGUUUUCCACAGCGGUGGUGACACUGAUUGAGGAGGGGAAUAAUAAGUCUGUGGCGGCUGAGCCCACAUCGCACAGAUGGCGGGGGCCUGGCUGCCGGCCCCCUGACAGCUCCUACAACAGCCUGUACUCCACGUGUCUGGAGCUGUUCAAGUUCACCAUCGGCAUGGGUGACCUGGAGUUCACUGAGAACUAUGAAUUCAAGGCUGUUUUCAUCAUCCUGUUACUGGCCUAUGUGAUUCUCACCUACAUCCUGCUGCUCAACAUGCUCAUUGCCCUCAUGGGCGAGACUGUCAACAAGAUUGCGCAGGAGAGCAAGAACAUCUGGAAGUUGCAGAGAGCCAUCACCAUCCUGGACACAGAAAAGAGCUUCCUUAAAUGUAUAAGGAAAGCCUUCCGCUCAGGCAAGCUGCUGCAGGUGGGGUAUACACCCGACGGCAAGGAUGACUACAGGUGGUGUUUCAGGGUAGAUGAGGUGAACUGGACCACCUGGAACACCAACGUGGGCAUCAUCAAUGAAGACCCGGGCAACUCUAAGGGUGUCAAGCGCACCCUGAGCUUCUCCUUGCGACCAAACAGAGUUUCAGGGAGAAAUUGGAAGAACUUUGCCUUGGUUCCCCUUUUAAGAGAUGCAAGUACUCGAGAAAGGCCCGCUGCCCACCCUGAGGAUGUUCACCUGAGGCGCUUUGCUGGAUCCCUUAAGCCAGAAGAUGCUGAAGUCUUCAGAGAUUCUGCCGCCCUCAGAAAAUGCUGUGUGGAUGCCAAAUAG
Messenger RNA from Trichechus manatus latirostris (Florida manatee), 1839 nucleotides. It is a transcript of the gene TRPV1, whose product is annotated as transient receptor potential cation channel subfamily V member 1. Bases 85 to 1839 code for a protein of 584 amino acids. The record is from RefSeq and is a predicted model, not a curated record. Lineage: Eukaryota; Metazoa; Chordata; Mammalia; Sirenia; Trichechidae. Gene Ontology annotation, cellular component: plasma membrane. Gene Ontology annotation, biological process: calcium ion import across plasma membrane. The transcript is spliced from 13 exons. Gene Ontology annotation, molecular function: calcium channel activity.